This is a messenger RNA of Etheostoma cragini (Arkansas darter), 1567 nucleotides long. RefSeq names its product enoyl CoA hydratase 1, peroxisomal (gene ech1). Gene Ontology annotation, molecular function: delta(3,5)-delta(2,4)-dienoyl-CoA isomerase activity. Lineage: Eukaryota; Metazoa; Chordata; Actinopteri; Perciformes; Percidae. The record is from RefSeq and is a predicted model, not a curated record. Gene Ontology annotation, cellular component: mitochondrion. The transcript is spliced from 10 exons. The coding region runs from base 324 to 1253 and encodes 309 amino acids.
GGCUGUUUCUAUAAGAGAUUGAGCUAAUGAAGGAGUAGUAUGAAGGUUUAAUGAACUUUAGUUAGUUAGUGCGCUCGCUGUUACAUUCAGUGGCUGCAAACUCUCUUUUGGCGCGCACCGUGCACACCAGACACAGCAGCGGACGUCAGGGAGAGCAGCCACCUCGACCAGAGAGAGGCAGCUGGUAAUAACUAGUUAGCAUUAGCUAGCGGCAGUGCGGCUUCACGCUAACGUCAGUGAGUUAGUUAAUUAAUUAUUAAUUAAGUUGUCUGUGCUCGCUGCGCUUGCAUUGACCUCUAAACAGUGUGCAAGGUCAAAGGGCGAUGCUGUCAGUCGUCAGGUCAGCGCUCGCGACAUACGGGAGGUCCCGGCUCCCCGGUCCGGCUGUGGUCCGGGCCAUGUCGUCCUCGGGGGGGGCCGUGCCCCCUUACACCACCCUCGCCAUCUCCCACCCAGCAGAGUCCAUCACGCACGUAGAGCUGCACCGCCCGGAGAAACGCAACGCCAUGAACAAAGCCUUCUGGAGUGAGAUGGUGGACUGUUUUAAUGAGAUAGCCGGUGACCCAGAAUGCCGAGUGGUUGUGGUUUCUGGAGCCGGGAAGAUGUUCACAGCCGGCAUCGACCUGAUGGACAUGGCCAGCGACGUCCUCCAGCCGGAGGGCGACGACGCGGCCAGAAUCUCCUGGAACAUGAGAAGAAUCAUCACCAAGUAUCAAGAGACGUUCUCGGUCAUUGAGAAGUGUCCCAAGCCCGUCGUGGUAGCGGUCCACGGAGCCUGUAUCGGGGGAGGUGUUGAUCUGAUCACAGCCUGUGACAUCCGACUAUGCACCCAGGACGCCUGGUUCCAGGUAAAGGAAGUUGAUAUCGGGCUUGCAGCAGAUGUUGGAACUCUCCAGAGACUUCCUAAAGUCAUUGGCAGCCGCAGCCUCGUGAACGAGUUGGCUCUGACCGCCAGGAAGAUGCAUGCCGAUGAAGCCAAAAGCAGCGGAUUGGUCAGCCGAGUGUUUGCGGAUAAGGAGGCCAUGAUGGCCGGAGCGCUGGAGAUGGCCGAGGAGAUCGCCGCUCGCAGUCCUGUAGCUGUGCAGGGCACCAAAAUCAACCUGGUCUACUCCAGAGACCACAGUGUGGCAGAGGGACUGAACUACAUGGCCACCUGGAACAUGAGCAUGCUCCAGACUCAGGAUGUGAUGAAAUCAGCUCAGGCCGCCAUGGAGAAGAAGAGUCCCAAGACGAUCGCUUUCUCCAAACUCUAAACCUCGCUGACGCAAAGUUCAGAUACACACAGACAGAAGCUGCCACUGUGGCCUUUCUGUGUGAAGGGAAACCGCAUCGAUGUGGUCCGGGAAGCUGGGGCCACUUGAGUGUGAUGCAGUGAGAUUUAAGAGAGGGACGCUUGGGAUUGGUUUCCAAAGAAGUGAAUUAUUUGGGUGCAAAAGCCUUUAAAACAGCAUUUUGAUAAAUCAUCAAUGUGUAAAAUCUGAAUUAUAAGUGACUUCAGGUUAACCUCUUCCCCAGGUGAAGUUAAACUGUAAUAUAAAGAGGAUUUUCUGAGCUUGUCACUGUAGAA